AUGGGCCCGAAGAGAAAACUGGAUGACCUGGCCCAGCCAUCCAGCAGCGGCGGCGGAGGCGAUGAUAGACCGACGAAGGCGCCACGGCUCUCGCCGCCGCCCGCGCAGUCGCCCUCUCGCGACCAGACGGCGCCUCCCACCUCACCGCCUCCGCUUCAGCCGCCAGGGUCCCCACCGCCUCCCGCCGACAAAGAUCCGGUGGAGCUGGAAGAGGGGGAGCUAGAAGAUGAUGCAGAUUCACAAGAGGAAGCAGAGGAUGAUCAGGAUUCGGAUGAGGAGCUCGGAGGAUCACUUCCUGAACUUGCACUCGGCACACAAGAGUAUCUUUCACUGCGAGAAACCUCGAGCCAGUUGCUGGAUGGCAAGAGAACGUACCUCAAACCGCAAAAGGACUGCCGUAUCCUCAUUGGUGUUUUCCGGUGUCCAGAUGAUCGUCCGACAGCAUUAGGAAGUGAGGAACAACUCGCAGAAUUGGUUCGUGAAUCUCCAGAUAAUUCUAUCAUCCAGGAAAAGAUGAAGAUUCUCAGUAAGCAUUAUGUGCUCUUCCGAAGAACUCGCCAAGAUGGCAGCUGUUUUUACAGAGCUUUUCUGUUUUCCUACAUGGAGAUUCUUCGACAAAUGCAAGAUAAACAAGCUGAGGUUACUCGUCUUAUGGAAUGUUUGGAAAUGUAUACAGAUAGAUUCUCUCGUCUUAAGUGGGACAAAGCAUACUUCUUCAAUCCUGAAAAAUACUUCUCAAGUGUUGUUUCUGAGCUCAAUGAGGUUCUCAACGUCAUUGCAGCAGGCUGUACUUCUGAAUGGCUGUACAAGAGAAGCCUGCAGGAGACCUUUUCAGGCAGGAUUAUAUCUUUCCUUAGGUUGCUUACUGAGACUGAAAUCCGGACAGAAGAGUUCUACAAGCAAUCUAUCCCCAAAAAUUUGAAUGUCCUCCAGUUCUGUUGGAAAACGGUGCGAUCGCUGGAUGCUGAAGCUACCACUACACAAAUGAGGGCUUUGACAUACACGCUCGGCAUACCGUUGCGUGUCGAAGUCGUGGAUAAGAGCUCGACGGGUCAAGGUGUGUUAGUGAAGCGCCUCGAUUUCUUUCAUCAGGCAGACUUGAACAAGGGCCCUCUCCAUUUGACUCGGGGCUACCUUUCCUCGAGCACAGCUCCUAAACUGCUGGAGGAGGGAGGCGACGAUGCCAACUUGUUAUCAUCUGAUGGCGCGCCCUUGCUGACCUUGCUGUGUAGGCGUGGUCACUGUGACAUUCUUUACCGCAAGUGAACAAAUUUUGCGAGUUCGCUUCAUUGACAAAAACUACCUCCAGGAUGAUUACAGGGAAGCCUACUGACAAUCUUGUAUAGUGUGUGUGGUCGUUUGUGGGUCUGCUCCCGAACAACCUGUGACUACCUCUGCUCCUUGGUUUUCUCGUUCUUGCUGGUGCUGUUGUUAGUUACUCCUGUAUUUGGAAGGAAGCUACAGGAUAGAAGAUGUUAUAGGAACAUAUGAAGAAUUAUUGGGAUACUGUUGUUUGCAAGUUUUGGAACAUCAAAUCUGGCUUAUGUCAGAUUCUGUGACUUGUGUUUUCUUUUCCGAAUAAGCAAUUUCGAUAUGAGCUUGACGGCUAAUGCGAA
Molecule: messenger RNA, 1616 nt
Organism: Triticum dicoccoides
Lineage: Eukaryota; Viridiplantae; Streptophyta; Magnoliopsida; Poales; Poaceae
Product: OVARIAN TUMOR DOMAIN-containing deubiquitinating enzyme 1-like
Exons: 10
Coding region: 1-1266 (421 amino acids)
Biological process (GO): protein K48-linked deubiquitination
Cellular component (GO): nucleus
Molecular function (GO): ubiquitin binding; cysteine-type deubiquitinase activity
Source: RefSeq, a predicted model, not a curated record